Molecule: messenger RNA, 1056 nt
Organism: Papaver somniferum (opium poppy)
Lineage: Eukaryota; Viridiplantae; Streptophyta; Magnoliopsida; Ranunculales; Papaveraceae
Product: basic 7S globulin-like
Exons: 2
Coding region: 1-1056 (351 amino acids)
Biological process (GO): proteolysis
Molecular function (GO): aspartic-type endopeptidase activity
Source: RefSeq, a predicted model, not a curated record
AUGGAGAGGUACAAAUCACGGUUAGUGGCCAAGGGCUAUGAUCAAGUUGACGAUGUGGAUUAUUUUGAGACAUUUAGCCCAGUAGUCAAUGAAACUACAGUUAGGGAAGUUCUUACUCUUGCAAUCACUCACAAAUGGUUUGUCAGGCAGUUGAAUGUAUCCAACACAUUUAUUUAUGGCAAUUUGACUGAGGAUGUCUACAUGACACAACCACUAGGCGUCGUAACAGCUCAAUCUAACGAUUUGAAAAAUGGGGAAUGGGUCUCAGGUCAAAAUGUUACUGCUACUGGGAUUUCACUCGGUUGUGAAAAGAAUUCUAGUGUCUUACGUGGACUUGCAAAGGGUGCUAAAGGAAUUGCCGGUCUCGGAAGAUCAAGUUCUUCUUUGGCUUCACAAUUUUCAGCUGCAUUUCGGUUCCCUCAAAAAUUUGCCUUAGAUUUAGGUGCCGGCGAAGGUUCAAUAUACUUCGGGGAUGGUCCUUACUCUAACCAAAACUUCAGGCAGUCAUUAGCUUACACCCCACUUCUCACUAACUCUUUCUUUCCAAGUGACUAUUUCAUUGACCUGAAAUCAAUCGACGUAGAUGGUUCAAAUGUCACCAUAAACAAAGGAUUAUUGUCCAUCAACAAGAGUAAUGGAGUGGGAGGAAUUAAAAUUAGCACCUUGGUACCUUACACUACUAUGGAGACAUCAAUAUACAAGGCCUUCACAAGCGCAUAUGUUAAGGCGGCUAAAGCCAGGGGUAUUUCUACGGUUGCUCCUGUUGCGCCUUUCAGUGUUUGUUUUAAUGGAUCGACGAUAGAAAGUAGACCAGACGGGGUUGUUGUGCCAUAUAUCUCUCUUCGCAUGCCCAACAAUGUAAAUUGGUUUUUGGCUCGGUCAGGUAGUAAUCCUUUCGAGUUCGUUAAGGACAAUGUAUAUUGUUUGCCAUAUGUAGACGGAGGUUUAAAGCCGGAGACUUCAAUAGUUAUUGGUGGUUAUCAGAUGCGCUUAAGUAUUCUAGAAUUUGAUAUUGCAAAAUCAAGAGUAGGGUAUAGUCCACCGAUUCAAGUUUGA